This is a messenger RNA of Laccaria bicolor S238N-H82, 1953 nucleotides long. RefSeq lists its product as uncharacterized. The transcript is spliced from 16 exons. Lineage: Eukaryota; Fungi; Basidiomycota; Agaricomycetes; Agaricales; Hydnangiaceae. The record is from RefSeq and is a predicted model, not a curated record. The coding region runs from base 1 to 1953 and encodes 650 amino acids.
AUGAGCCGAUACCGCCGUACGCCUGGUGCCAUUGACAACGACAGAGUCAAAGUCGCAUUCAGCGAAGAAAGGUCCGGAUGCUUGGUCGAAGGGCGGGAUCCUGGAUGGCCACUCUUAGAAGAAGUACAGAGUCACGAGGCUCACGUGGCCAAGUUCACUACAAUUUUCUCAGACUUUACCUUGUAUUGGACCUUUUUCAUGCCAUUACAUCGAGCAUAUACUGGACCCCGCAGGAAACUCUUGCUCGCGCUCGACGUGGGCACAACGUUUCCCGCACAAGAGCAAAUUAGCGGGGCAUCAAAGAUCCCGACAAUUGUCCUCUACAACCGGCAAGGAGAAGUCAAAGCCGUCGGAGCUGAAGCUAUCAGCGAGGACACUCUGGUCGAAGCUGAGAAGCGGGGCUGGCUAAAGGCUGAAUGGUUCAAACUGCAUCUCCGGAACAAUAUAAAUGAGAGGCCCAAUAUCGCUGAAGAAAUCCCUCCUCUUCCGAAAGGGAAAUCUGCCGUUGAUGCUCUUGCCGAUAUUCUCCGCUACCUGUUUACUUGUUCUUCGGAUUAUAUUCAAGAUACUGAUGUGAACGGAAGGGAGUUAUGGCUCACUCUCAAGGAUGACAUUCAUUUUGUAUUGUCCCACCCAAAUGGAUGGGAAGGUUUGCAACAGGACAGUCUGCGCGAAGCUGCUGUUCUGGCAGGACUCAUCCCACGAGAUCAUUCAGGAUAUUCAAGGCUAUCGUUCGUCACCGAAGGGGAAGCCAGUCUCCAUUUUGCGGUUCAGAAUGGACUUCCCUCAGGUGUUAUAGAAAGGCAGGAGGGUGUCGUCAUCGUGGAUGCAGGCGGUGGCACAAUCGAUAUCAGUGCUUACCAACGGCAUCCACAAAAAGAGAGGUACAGCGAAAUUUCUGUUCCUCAAUGUCACUUCCAUGGCUCAACUUUUGUCACCGUUAACGCGCGAAAAUGGCUUUCCAAGUUUCUUGCUAAAUCCCCUUAUCGUACUGACAUUGAGAAUAUCGUCAAAUGUUUUGAUUCCACAACCAAACAUCGAUUUAAAGACGAAAAUGUGCCACAAUUUGUGAAAUUCGGUUCAAAUCGUGACAACGACCCAAAAUGCAAUAUUGUUCGUGGUCGGUUAGAAAUUCCUGGGCAAACUGUUUCUGAAUGGUUCGCUCCAUCGGUUCUCUGUAUUAUCGAUGCUAUUCUUCAACAGAAGAAGGCAGGGCUCAGUAUUUCACAUGUUGUCAUGGUUGGUGGAUUCGCAUGCAGUGAAUGGCUUUGUGAGCGAGUGAAGCGAUGUCUCACACCACUUGGAUUGAGUGUUUUCCGCGCUGAAACUCAUGUCAACAAGGCAGUUUCCGAUGGCGCCAUUUCAUUCUACGUUGACCGCUAUGUUUCAUCUCGCAUCUCGAGAUAUACAUUUGGUGUUUACCUUCAUGAUCUUUAUGAUCCCACUAACCCAGAACACAUCAAACGUAUACGAACAAAGAUACUGUAUCCUGACCAUGAAGAGAGGAUUCCUGGUUUGUUUUCUGUUAUCUUGCCGAAAGUUGAUGAACUUACGGAGUUUCGUCUGGCUGUCAGCCAAAGUCACCAAUCAAAGGCUCAUUUUGAAGAUAUCUUCUCCACCGUAUCUUGUUACCUUGGUGACAAUGUCUCCUCUACGAUGUGGAAAGAUGUUGAAGGUAAAUUGUACAGAGACCUAUGUUGGAUCAAAGCCAACGUUCCGAUCCGCCCUCAACGGUGUGCCAAAGGAAGGGGGAAAAAUCGGCAAUAUUUUUUCCGGGUGGAUUAUGAUAUUGUCCUAUUGUUUGGCUUGACGGAGUUGAAGGCGCAGAUUGCGUGGAAGGAGAAGGGUGUCGAAAAGCGUGGACCUGCUAAUAUUGUGUACAUGCCUAAUGAUCGAACAUUUUUCCAACUCUUCGCUUGUGACGCUAACAAAUAUUCUCAAUUCCCUGGGUGA